CUGACACCCCUACCCCCGCCCCGGUCCCCCCCAUGGAGGCUUUUCCCGGCGGCAAGCUGGAGCAGCACCGGCACCUCCCGCCCGUGGAGUGCCUACCGGCGGCCCGGUUCGGCGGCCGGAGUCACAGCACCUGCGGAAACGUCUUCAACUCCUGGAACGACUACCUGGGGCUCGCCACGCUCAUCACCAAAGCCGUGCACCCAGGAAAAGGUUUCGGCGCCGAGCCCCCCGUGGUGGUGGCGGCGGCUGAGGAGGAGGAAGAGGAAGAGGAGGAGGAGGAGGAAGAGGUGGCGGGACCGUACUUCGAGGACUUGCACGACUUGGACCUGUGCGGGCAUCACCUUCAUCACCACCAUCACCACCACCACGGCGAGGGGCUGCUGGAGGAGCGUUUCGCCGAUUUCAGCCCCUUCCCUGGGCGCGGCGGUCCGGCGGCCGUCGUUUUCGACUGCUCGGGGGAGCACCCGGGCCGGGAGGGUUCGGCCCACGCCUGGGGCGGGGUGGUGGUGGCGGGUCGGCUGCCGAACCACCCGCGGGCCGCCUCCCGUCUCCUCAAACGAUUGCAGGUCUGCGUCUUCUGCCGGAAUAACAAGGAGGCGGUGGCCCUCUACACCACCCACAUCCUCAAGGGACCCGACGGCCGCGUCCUCUGCCCGGUGCUCCGGCGCUACACCUGCCCUCUCUGCGGGGCCAGCGGCGACAAUGCCCACACCAUCAAGUACUGUCCCCUCUCCAAAAUGCAGGCGGCCAAACAGCUCAAACACGCCCGGACCGCCCUGGGGAAGAAGGGGCGUUAGGCGCCGGCACCCCGGGGGCAGCCCCGGCUUCCUCCCGCCUCUUCCCUGGGGGUUUUGUUGGUUUUAUUUUGGAGCGGAUGGCGGGUUUUGUGCAUUCACACAUUAAUACAUUAAAGGCGAGGACUGGCGAGCGGGAGCGCCGGGCCG
Molecule: messenger RNA, 944 nt
Organism: Calypte anna (Anna's hummingbird)
Lineage: Eukaryota; Metazoa; Chordata; Aves; Apodiformes; Trochilidae
Gene: NANOS1
Product: nanos C2HC-type zinc finger 1
Biological process (GO): negative regulation of translation; oogenesis
Cellular component (GO): perinuclear region of cytoplasm
Molecular function (GO): mRNA binding; zinc ion binding
Source: RefSeq, a predicted model, not a curated record